Molecule: messenger RNA, 1642 nt
Organism: Poeciliopsis prolifica (blackstripe livebearer)
Lineage: Eukaryota; Metazoa; Chordata; Actinopteri; Cyprinodontiformes; Poeciliidae
Product: dnaJ homolog subfamily C member 5-like
Exons: 5
Coding region: 622-1215 (197 amino acids)
Source: RefSeq, a predicted model, not a curated record
GUUUGGGUCAGAACCUGGGUCCAGUUUGGACCGGUUCGGGUCAGAACCUGGGUCCAGGUUGGUCCGGUUUGGGUCAGAACCUGGGUCCAGUUUGGACCGGUUCGGGUCAGAACCCGAGUCCGGUUCGGGUCAGAACCUGGGUCCAGGUUGGUCCGGUUUGGGUCAGAACCUGGGUCCAGUUUGGACCGGUUCGGGUCAGAACCCGGGUCCGGUCCGGGUCCAGGUCCAUAUACUUUAUGAAAGCACUGAAUGGGUUCAGAACCGGGUCCAAUCGGGUCAGCUCCCGUCUCUGUUUGUGACUCAGGUCUUCUGAUCCAAUCAGCUGCCAGCUCCUGGGCUCAGACCCCGCCCCCUGGCUGCAGGCUGUGGUGGAGCGAUCUGAUUGGCUCUGGCUCCUCUGGCCAAUCAGCUGUCAGGAUGUUCCUGCCAAUGUCUGGCCUGUCUCACCUGGUUGCCGUGGUAACGCCCUCUUCAAGAAACCCGAGCAGCGCGGCGCCGGGCCGACACCCGAGCCGCUCUGAAUGUUUGAUGCGUUCCGACAGAGAUCCUGGAACACCUGAGCAGAACGCCGCCGCCGCCGCCAGAGGAGCAGCGCCGCAACGCCGCAGGUGAUGAACCAGGAUGUCAGACGGGAAGCAGCGCAGUUUGUCCACUUCCGGAGAGUCUCUGUACCAGAUCCUCGGCCUGGAGAAAGGCUGCAGCCAUGACGACAUCAAGAAGUCCUACAGGAAGCUGGCGCUGCGGUUCCACCCGGAUAAGAACCCGGACAACCCGGAGGCGGCGGAGAAGUUCAAGGAGCUGAACAACGCGCACUCGGUGCUGGCCGACCUGAGCAAGAGGAACAUCUACGACUCGUACGGCUCGCUGGGGCUCUACGUGGCGCAGCAGUUUGGAGAGGACAACGUCAACACCUACUUCAUGCUGUCCACCUGGUGGGCCAAGGGUCUGUUCCUGCUCUGCGGCGUCCUGACCGGAUGUUACUGCGGCUGCUGCCUCUGCUGCUGCUGCAACUGCUGCUGUGGGAAACUCAAGCCCACCGCGGCGGGCGAGGGGGCGGAGCCAGAGUACGUCUCGCCUGACGACCUGGAGGAGGAGAUUCGCAACAGUCCCGACAACGGUGCAGAGACGCCGACCGUCCAGCAACCCAGCGGCGCCAGCGAGAAGACGCAGCUGAUCGGCGACGGCCACCGCAGAUACGGAGACACCUACACCUGAGAGGGCAAGCUGACCCCAAACCCGGCUGACCCCUGACCCCGCUCACCUCAAACCCCGCUGACCCCUGACCCCAUGGCCCGUCGACUGGAACACUCAAAUAUUCUUCACCAAAGACACCAAAACGUCUCUGGCGUUCCAAACACAAGACAUAAAACCUGAUGAAGAUUAAAACAUUUGAGACGAUCGAAUCACUGGAACAUCAGAGACAUUUUUAGCUCCAGUUGGGAUCUUUGAUCAAAUCACUUCAGUCUCCAUCUUGUUUCUUUUGCUAUGAUCAUCUGAGAACAGAUCCAUCAACUCCAUCAGCUGCUACUGCUGUCUUAGCAUAUGCACCAAAAACAACCAAUCAGAGCCUGGAGGCGGGGCCUAGUGCUAUAAAUCACCUCAUGUACCUGCUGCUAAAUGUGCUAAUGGUGGAGAAACAACU